Molecule: messenger RNA, 2283 nt
Organism: Myzus persicae (green peach aphid)
Lineage: Eukaryota; Metazoa; Arthropoda; Insecta; Hemiptera; Aphididae
Product: dynein heavy chain 3, axonemal-like
Exons: 12
Coding region: 41-2215 (724 amino acids)
Biological process (GO): microtubule-based movement
Cellular component (GO): dynein complex
Molecular function (GO): dynein intermediate chain binding; dynein light intermediate chain binding; minus-end-directed microtubule motor activity
Source: RefSeq, a predicted model, not a curated record
UGUAAUAUGUGUUUGGUAUAAUUAUUCAUAAGAUAUCAAAAUGAAAAAAACUCGUUUAAAAAUGAACAAAUGCCAUGUUAAAAACUCGGAAAAGUGUACGGAAGAGAUUUCAACGGAUGGCGUCCACCCUCCGCUGUUCUGUAGUCAUACUUGGACUAAAUGUGUUCCAAUCAGUCAUCGAGAUCAUCUGAUGCAUCCGUCGAUGUCCAUUGGACGCAACUAUAGACUAACCCUCGAAAAGACUUUACGAAAAAUCAACAAGUCACGGGAAACGACUAUUAGUUGUAAAAUAUUAGACGAAGAUCGUCAUUUAUUAAAUCGUACACGGCAAAAAGGCGAAUCCGAACCACAUAAGACAAAACCCACAAAUGAUUACAAAUGUACCGGCGUCGUGCCUUUAGCGGAUUUGUUGUCGGGAAAAUAUUACAGGGAUAUAGCAGAUCUGAGGAAACAAAAAAUGAUUGAAAAGAAAAUGAAAAAUGAAAAAGCUAUGAUAAAACCAGAAUUGCCUUCAAAUUAUAUUGGUUCAUCGUUUGAAGCUUGUACUGCUAUGAGUCCUGACAAACAGCUUAAUAUACUUAAAGAUAUGUGGAGGAGAGAGAAAAACAUUGAAAUCGUCAUAAGUAAAGAAGACAACGAAACAAUUGCAUACUAUCUGAACGGAGGUAUAACUAGUGAUUUUUACAAUCCGUUUCCAGAACAAGUGUUGGCAAACAUAAAGCAAAAUCGUGUUAAACCGAAUCUGUUAAAAAAGUAUCAUUUUUUGAUGACAUUUUUGGAAACUGAUGUACGCCAAAAUUAUGAUACUGCUUGCAAAAAAAUAAUCCUCGAUUAUAUACUAAUGGAUCCAGAUGAAUUAAAAAGAAUUGGAAUAACAAAUUACUAUAGAUCUGAUUAUUCUUCAAUGCAAAUUAGAGGUCCGAUUCCAUGGCAUCAAACAGCAAUUAUUCAAAGAGAACAUCUAAGGCAUAAUUUAUACAUUUUUAGUGAAUCUAUUUUAAUGUUGAAUAAUGUAUGGAAAAAGUAUUCUAAAGGUUAUAUUUUUCCAAUAAAAAAUUUAAAAAAAGUUGGUAUACCUAUAAAACCAAGUUCUUUACAAGAGUUUUUGGAUAAAUCAUGUGAAAAAUUUCGGCACAAAUUAGUAAAAGAGUGGAUUGUAGAAUGUGCUGAGUUAUUUAUGAAAACAAAAGAUAGUUACAAAGAUUUAUUACCAACACACAGCAUAAAAGCAUCAAAGUAUCAAAUUCAAAAGUUUUUUGACUGUGUAGCAGCUACUAUGUCCAGACAGUUGAGACAAAUUGUUUUUAAGUCUUUGAAACAUUUCAUGAAGGAAAUUCUUAAAUAUAAGAACGGAAAUGUAAUAGAUUCUGAAUUUAAAGAUAACAUGUUCAUAAGUCUACCGUUUUUUGUUCUUCGAGCAGUUCCUAACCCAAAUUCAAUUCAAAUAUCAUUUGAACCUACACGUGAAGAAUGUUUAAAUCUUUUGUUGUCAAUUCCACGAAAAAUAAUUAAAACAGUAGAAGACAUUCCAAGAGUUGAACAAUUGUUAAUAAAAAAAUUUAAAGGUGAUUCUACAAUGGUGUUAAAAAAUAUUUACGAAUCUGAGGAGGAAAUUCAAAAAAUGUUGUGUGAAGUUGGUAAGAUUUUAGAAAACAAUUUUCCAGGUCCAGAAACUUUCAUAACAUAUUAUAAAACCUAUUACUAUUUGAUAAAUGGUACGGAAACUAAAGCAUUAAAUACAUUUUUUGCAAGCGACCCGUUUCCAUUAUUAAGUGAAUUUAAUGAAUGGGUCAUCAAGUAUGUGACUAUAAAUGAAGAUAUUCUUAAACUUAGAGAUCGAGUGGAAUUGAAUUUAAUGAAAUUAGAUGUAUCUGAGGUUAAUACAAAUUUGAAAAAUAUAGUUAAGGGUUUGAAGAACAGAAUUCUUGAAUAUUUUAUGAACUUAACACAGCAAAAUAUUUCUGGAAUUAACAGUGCAUUUGAGAUAAUGUCCACCAAGUCCUCAGAAAUGCCUGAUACAACUGAAGAUUUAGUAGAACUAAGUAAUUAUGUAACACUAUGUCGGGAUUCUACAUUAUCAAAAAUGAAAGCUCAACUGAGAACUGUAGGAGAUUACAUAAUGUUUCUGUUUGAAUACACGGAAUUCAACAGUAAUAAUAUUCCAUUUUAUUUCUUGAGAUUUUAUUUUACAAAGCGAAUAAACAUUAAUAGUUGAUGAUAUACAUUUGCAAUCACGAGUAUUUCGAUGGCCUCAAGAGAUUGAACAGUUUUUGGAUUUAGCUA